This is a messenger RNA of Neospora caninum, 2082 nucleotides long. RefSeq lists its product as hypothetical. Gene Ontology annotation, biological process: tRNA splicing, via endonucleolytic cleavage and ligation. The transcript is spliced from 8 exons. Lineage: Eukaryota; Apicomplexa; Conoidasida; Eucoccidiorida; Sarcocystidae. The record is from RefSeq and is a predicted model, not a curated record. Bases 1 to 2082 code for a protein of 693 amino acids. Gene Ontology annotation, cellular component: nucleus. Gene Ontology annotation, molecular function: polynucleotide 5'-hydroxyl-kinase activity.
AUGCAGACACCCCUCAACGGGGGUUCGCGGCGCGUUUCUUCUCGCCAGCGCGGCGAGGAUCGCGCACUCGCCUCUUCGCUGGAAGCGUCGCGCUGUUCACUCCCGCCCGCUGCCUCAGCGGCUGUCCCCGCCUCGGGCUUUGGCGAGAGGAAGCAUGGGAAACACGCGGAGAGAAACCUGCUUCGAGGCCAUGCGCGAGGGGGGACCAGCAGCCACAAGGCGCCUUCUCUGGCGUCUUUCGCCGCAAUCGCAGCCGACGGCAGAUGCGCAGGAUCAGCCGCCGUGCGCCUGUGCACCCUCGCCCCCAUGACCGAGCUGAGACUCGUGUUGGAAGACGUCAAAGAGUCAGACCCCGGCAGAAACGACGGGAACGCGGCCAGGGGCGCCGGACAAACAACUGUUCUCAAGGUGCUGCGACCGGACGCAGGCCACGGAUCUGGGCGCGCCAGGCAUCGGAGCCGCGAGGAGGAAGACUCGGUGCGCGGGGCGCUCUCUGGGACUGCGGAAAUCUUUGGCGCAGAGCUUCUCCCCGACGUGGACUAUCCCCUCUUGCCCGGAAGUUGUCUCGCGGUUUUCUCCUGGGGUGGCUGUACACUCCAGCUGCGAGGUCGCGUUCAGCAGGAGUACACUGCUCCGAAUGGAGCCAUGAAAGACUACCUCGCCCUGUCUUCUAUCCUCGACGCUCGCAGACAAAUCGCCGCGCUCCGGCGCGAAGUCGGCCCCCGCGUGCUCGUCGUCGGCAGCGGCUGCAGUGGGAAGAGCUCGGUCUGUUCGGUGCUGGCCAACUACGGGAUACGCGGGGGGUGGACUCCGGUGUAUGUGGAGCUCGACUCGAGGGGCAGCGCGGAUAAGCCGCAGAUGCAUCUGCCUCCAGGGUGUUUGGGCGCGACUGUGCUGGAUUCGCUGGACUUUAUGAAAGAGCCGGAGUUUCCGCUCGUCUAUUUUUACGGCCGCACCGACCCGCCGUCUUCGCCUGCAGACGUUUCGGCCUCGGCGGGACCGGGUUUCGCGCCGUUCGACGCAGCCAGCCGGGACUCCGACGCCGCAGCCGCGCCUGCGCAGGCCGCGCAUGCAACCGACCUGUUCGAGUGGCUCUGCGAGUGCCUCAGCGCGAACGUGUACGCUGCGUUCGUGGAGAAUCUGCGGAGGCAGUGCGUGGUCAAGGCGGAAGAGGAGAAGGAGGGCGACGUCCAGCGACUUCUCGCCGCUUCCGGGAUGCUGAUCAACGCGCCGCCGCAAACGAAUCUCGCGCUCGUCUCGCGCCUCGUGGACAUCUUCAACGUCGACCUCAUCCUCGUCGUCGACAACCCGAGUCUUCUCCACGCGCUCCAGGACUCCUGCAAGUACGAGGAGCCCGCGAACGAGAACAUCGCACUGAGCAGGCUUCUCAGCCGCAACGCUCGGCAACCGGCAGACGCCCAGGCGGAUGCGAACAGCGCAGAUCCAGGGGGUGCCGCCAAAACGCCGGACGACGAAGCGGGCGCUGGACGGGAAUCCGAGCGACCCGAAACAGACGAGGAAGAUCUCGCUUUCUUCCGCAACCCUGGAAUCGAAGUGAUUGGUCUCAAGAAGAUGGAGGGCGCAGUCGCGGUCGACAACGCGCGGCUCCGUCAGCUGCGUCGCUCUCGGGUCCUCAGUUACUUUCUGGGCCUCGAGGGCGGGAACCGUCUCCGGCCCCAGACCCUGCGUUUGCGGCUGUCGGACUACAAUCUCGUGCGGCUCGAAGUCGUCAAGCUCGCGCCUCUGUCUGCUCUCCCCGCAGAUUACGUGAGAUCUCAGAGGCAGUCGCCCAUCGCCGUCUCUCCGUGGACGGGAAAUCCCCUGUCACUCGCGAACGCCCUGCUCGGCGUCCCUGCCACGCGCGACCCGGCCCUCGUUAAGUUUGCGAACGUCGCCUGUCUGCUGCAUGUCUUCAAAGUUGAGGAAAUGCCCUCGGCCCUCGGCGAGAACGGCGAAGGCGGGGCGCCGACCUACGUGGCAGAGAUCCAUGCUCCGGCCCUCCCAGGCGGACAGCUGCCGUCCAACUUCCUCAUCGUGCCCGACGAUUUGAAGGGAUUGAAAUUCUUUCUCGACUUGAACUAA